Messenger RNA from Pseudoliparis swirei, 1415 nucleotides. It is a transcript of the gene yju2, whose product is annotated as YJU2 splicing factor homolog. The record is from RefSeq and is a predicted model, not a curated record. Gene Ontology annotation, biological process: mRNA splicing, via spliceosome. The coding region runs from base 93 to 1115 and encodes 340 amino acids. Lineage: Eukaryota; Metazoa; Chordata; Actinopteri; Perciformes; Liparidae. The transcript is spliced from 8 exons. Gene Ontology annotation, cellular component: U2-type catalytic step 1 spliceosome.
UCGACUGUACAGCCGACGAACAGCUCGCACUGUUGUGGAAAAAGCUCUCAAUCUCUAAUUAUCCCGACGUUGAGUUUCCAGCAAAAGCAACAAUGUCCGAAAGAAAAGUAUUAAAUAAAUACUACCCCCCGGAUUUUGAUCCAGCCAAAAUCCCCAAACUUAAACUCCCUAAAGAUCGUCAAUAUGUUGUCAGAUUGAUGGCUCCAUUCAACAUGAGAUGUAAAACAUGCGGCGAGUACAUCUACAAGGGGAAGAAGUUCAACGCCCGCAAAGAGACCGUCAUGAACGAACUGUACAUGGGACUUCCCAUCUUUCGUUUCUACAUCAAAUGCACUCGAUGCCUGGCUGAGAUCACGUUUAAGACCGACCCGGAGAACACUGACUAUGCAAUGGAGCACGGUGCAACCCGAAACUUCCAAGCAGAGAAAAUGGUGGAGGAGCAGGAGAAAAGAGUCGUGCAGGAUCGGGAAGAAGAGGAACUGAACAAUCCCAUGAAGGUGUUGGAGAACCGCACGAAGGAUUCCAAGAUGGAGAUGGAGGUGCUGGAGAACCUGCAGGAGCUGAAGGAGCUGAACCAGAGGCAGGCGCAGGUGGACUUUGAGGGAAUGAUCGACCGGUACAGAGACCUGGAGAAGAAGGAGAAGGAGAGGGAGAAAGAGGAAGACGAGCGGGAGACCAAAGACAUGUUGGAACGAGUCCUUGUGAAAAGACUCCGAGACUCUGACUCUGACGACUCGGAGAGGGAAGAGGAGAGCAGCAGCUCGCAGGCAGAGAAGCCCAUCGCCGACAAACCGACAGACGUCCUCACGACCGCCAAGUCCGCCGACACGCCGGCGUCCUCCUCGACUGGAGGAGUGAAGAAGGCCAAGCUGGAGAGCUGGGAGAGGAGCGUGGGGACUCUGGGCGGUCGAGGGGCUCUGGGGUCUUUGGUGGUGCGAAAGAAACCGGCGGCAACCGUCAACAAACCCAAACCAGCUGCUGCUCCCACUUCACAAACAGAUUCAAAGGGGGCGGACUCCAACAAUGCCUCCAAGCCCGUCACCACACACAAUGGGUCAUCUUCUCUCAGCCUGCUGGGGGCGUAUUCAGACAGCGACAGCAAUGACAGUGAAUGAAUAGAAGAUGCUUGGGAUGUGUUUUUUUAUUAUUUUUGAGUGACGGGGACACAUAAUUGUAUAAAUGAUGCAUUGAGAAAUAUAAUGAUGUGGACCAUUUUGUAAUUGCUGCACACAAAUCCAAACACAGUUUGUGGGUCUAUGCUAUAAAUAUCCUUUUCUCUAAAGAAGUGGAUGUGUUGGUAGGCAUCUGUUCAAACCCAGAUGCUGAGAAUUUAACUUUGAAAACAAUAGUCACAUUUUUCAUGUGAAAAUAUCGAGUGUAUAUUUGAGUGUUUAUUAAAAUCUGUUUGUUUUUGA